Messenger RNA from Impatiens glandulifera, 1634 nucleotides. Its product is annotated as mitochondrial inner membrane protein OXA1. The record is from RefSeq and is a predicted model, not a curated record. NCBI's taxonomy places the organism in Eukaryota, Viridiplantae, Streptophyta, Magnoliopsida, Ericales, Balsaminaceae. The transcript is spliced from 10 exons. Bases 99 to 1373 code for a protein of 424 amino acids. Gene Ontology annotation, molecular function: membrane insertase activity. Gene Ontology annotation, cellular component: mitochondrial inner membrane. Gene Ontology annotation, biological process: protein insertion into mitochondrial inner membrane from matrix; mitochondrial respiratory chain complex IV assembly.
UCCAAACAGAAGCAGAUUUGACGACUUCAUAAACACAUAGGUAGGUUCAAACAGCCGUCUUCUUCCUCUCUAAGAUCCAUAGUACUGGGUUUCCUUUAAUGGCGUACAAGCGUAGCCUCACAGAAAGAGCAAGGCUUCUGUAUAAACAACGUUUUUGUCCUUCCUUUUCAUAUAUUCAUCACAAUGAUGACCGAAAACAACAAACCCACAAUAACUAUCGGUCUUUCCAUAGUUUUCUUCAUCAGAAUCAAUCAAUUGGGAAUACUUUAACUAAUUCUCAGAUCUUUAGUCCAUCUAUGGUGUUUGGAAGACAUAUGUCAACUGUAAUGGGUGAAGGGGGGAAUAAGAUUGAGUAUAUGACUGAUAUGGCAGACAUUCUUGUUGAUAAGACAACUGAAACUGUGGCUGUUGUUACUCCUUUAGCAAAUGAAGUGGCUAUUGCUGCUGCUGAUUCUGCGUUUCCUGUGGCUGCUUUACAGCAUCUCAUUGAUGCUGUUCAUACUUUUACUGGAUUCAAUUGGUGGGCCUCUAUAGCUUUGACAACUGUUCUGAUUCGUGGAGCAACAAUUCCAUUGUUGAUAAACCAGCUUAAAUGCACUACAAAGCUGAGUCUUUUACGGCCGCGGUUGGAAGAAAUCAAGCAAGAAAUGCAAGAUAGGAGCAUGGAUCCCAAAGCUGUUUCUGAAGGUCAACAACAAAUGCAGGCCUUAUUCAGGGAAUAUGGAGUAACUCCGUUCAGCCCACUGAAGGGGAUGCUCUUCCAAGGUCCAAUCUUCAUCAGUUUCUUCUUCGCUAUAUCAAACAUGGUAGAAAAAGUUCCUUCAUUCAAAACCGGGGGAUUACAUUGGUUCACUGAUUUAACUACUACAGAUCCCAUGUAUAUACUUCCAGUUUUGACAGCAUUGACAUUUUUGAUAACUGUGGAGAGCAAUAUGCAAGAAGGCAUGGAAGGUAAUCCAACUGCUAAAACAAUGAAAAACGUGUCAAGGGCUUUUGCUGUUCUUACCGUUCCUUUCACAAUGAGCUUCCCUAAGGGUAUAUUUUUCUAUUGGGUGACAUCCAAUAUCUUCUCGCUACUCUAUGGAUUAGUAAUUAAAACACCUAAGGUGAAGAAAUUAUUGGGCAUUCCUAUAAUUCCAGUAGCACCUCCUUCAAUAGCCAGUGAAAAACCCGCCCUUCCUUUUUUCGAGACUUUGAAAAAAUACGCGGCUGCACAGAAAUAUGCAGUAGAGGAGAAAGCUCGAUUGUCAUCGUUGCCAAACGAGGCUUCUAGACCUAUUGUUGAUCAUAAGAUGCAGUCUGCCGUUCUUAGUCAGAAGAUUAAGAGCCUAGAGAAACAAGUAAAAGGAAAAAAGAAGAACAAGAAGAGAUGAUGAUGACCAUGAGAAAUUCCAUUGGAGAAAAACCUUUCUUUUUGUAUUAGGAAAUAAAACUUUAUAAAGUAACCCAUUUUGUUGUAUUAAUGGGACAAGAAUUUUGUUUAUUUAUCUUGCAUAGAGAAGAGAGUAUUAAGUAGGAAGAUAUAAAGCCUAUGUGAAAAAAUAUUAUUUUCUCUCUUUCUCAUUUAAAUAUUUAUUUAUAAGCUUGGGUGAAUAUAUUUAUUUAUUUAUUGAAUUUAAGAACUAUUUUGUCCA